Aegilops tauschii subsp. strangulata is the source of this 1020-nucleotide messenger RNA. NCBI's taxonomy places the organism in Eukaryota, Viridiplantae, Streptophyta, Magnoliopsida, Poales, Poaceae. The record is from RefSeq and is a predicted model, not a curated record.
AUGGCGCCGUUGGUCUGCUCCGCGGUCGUCAUUGAUGCCGACCGCGUCGCGCCAGCCCAGCCGCGCACCAUCCCCGACCUCCGGGCGGGAGUCCCUCGCCCGCACGCCGUCCGUCGCCGCCGUGGCCGACCCGGCCACCUCCGCGCCGCCUUGCCUUGCCCCUCCUCCACGCCUCGACCUCCCCUCCGCCUUUAUAAGUGCCGCCCCGGGCCCCACCUCUCUCUCUGCUCACGCCGCCACCCCUCCCGCAUCUCCCGCCUCCCGCAGCAGAUCGUCGCGUCGCCGCCGCUGCUUUGCGUCACCGCCGCCACCGCUCGCGCCACCUGCCGCCGACGCAGCUGCCGCUGCCUCGCGCCGCCUCCCGCUACUGCCGUCACCUCGCCGGAGCCGCCGCCCGCCUCGCCGUUGACCGCCGCCAGCCGAACCCCGUUUAACCGCCGCCUGGGCCGGCCCAGGGCCCAGCCGACCGUGUCGCGCCAGCCCAGCCGUGCACCGUCCCCGACCUCCGGGCGGGAGUCCCUCACCCGCACGCCGUCCGCCGCCGCCGUGGCCGACCCGGCCACCUCCGCGCCGCCUUGCCUUGCACCUCCUCCACGCCUCGACCUCCCCUCCGCCUUUAUAAGCGCUGCCCCGGGCCCCGCCUCUCUCUCUGCUCGCGCCGCCGCCCCUCCCGCAUCUCGCCGCCUCCUGCAGCAGAUUGCCGCGCCGCCGCCGCUCGCGCCACCUGCCACCGACGCCGCUGCCGCUGCCUCGCGCCGCUGCCGUCACCUCGCUGGAGCCGCCGCCCGCCUUGCCGUUGACCACCGCCCCGGUCCGGCUGCUCGAUCGAGCUCGCCGUCGACGUCGCCGCCGCCCUCUGCCUCGACCUCGCCGUCGACUCCCUCUGCCCCGACCUCGCGCGUCGACGCCCUCUGCCCCGACCUCGCCGUCGACUCCCUCUGCCCCUACCUCGCCGUGGCCGCCCUCUGCCCCGACCUCGCCGUGGCCGCCCUCUGCCCCGACAUCGCCGUCGCCGCCUAG